Chiroxiphia lanceolata (lance-tailed manakin) is the source of this 3177-nucleotide messenger RNA. RefSeq names its product protein phosphatase 2 regulatory subunit Bdelta (gene PPP2R2D). Gene Ontology annotation, cellular component: protein phosphatase type 2A complex; cytosol. Gene Ontology annotation, biological process: peptidyl-serine dephosphorylation. Lineage: Eukaryota; Metazoa; Chordata; Aves; Passeriformes; Pipridae. The record is from RefSeq and is a predicted model, not a curated record. The transcript has 10 exons. Gene Ontology annotation, molecular function: protein binding; protein phosphatase regulator activity. The coding region runs from base 128 to 1495 and encodes 455 amino acids.
GUGACGUCACGGCCGGGCCGCCCGGCAAUGGGCGCCAUUUUGAAACCGCGAACCCUCCCGCGGCUCCGGGCGGCUCCGUCCCGCUCCCGGCCCCGCGCCCGGCCCCGCUCCCGCGGCUCCCCCCGCCAUGGCAGGGGUGGCGAGAGCUGGAGGCGACGGCGGCGGCAGCAGCAACGAGUUGCAGUGGUGCUUCUCGCAGGUGAAGGGGGCGAUCGACGAGGACGUGGCGGAAGCUGAUAUAAUUUCAACAGUUGAAUUUAAUUACUCUGGUGAUCUUCUUGCAACAGGAGACAAAGGUGGCAGAGUGGUUAUAUUUCAAAGGGAACAAGAGAGUAAAACCCGUCCUCUCUCUCGGGGAGAAUAUAAUGUUUACAGUACCUUCCAGAGUCACGAGCCUGAGUUUGACUACUUGAAAAGUCUAGAAAUCGAAGAAAAAAUUAAUAAAAUUAGGUGGUUACCACAACAGAAUGCUGCUCACUUCCUGCUGUCUACAAAUGAUAAAACUAUUAAAUUAUGGAAAAUAAGUGAAAGGGAUAAAAGAGCCGAAGGUUAUAAUUUAAAAGAUGAAGAUGGAAGACUUAGGGAUCCUGUCAGAAUCAAAGAACUACGGGUGCCAACCCUGAAGCCCAUGGACCUGAUGGUGGAGGCGAGUCCCCGCAGGAUAUUUGCGAAUGCGCACACGUACCACAUCAACUCCAUCUCCGUCAACAGCGACUACGCCACGUACCUGUCUGCAGAUGACCUCCGGAUCAACCUCUGGCACCUGGAAAUCACAAACAGGAGUUUUAACAUCGUGGACAUCAAGCCGGCCAACAUGGAGGAGCUGACGGAGGUGAUCACGGCGGCCGAGUUCCACCCGCAGCAGUGCAACGUGUUCGUGUACAGCAGCAGCAAGGGCACCAUCCGCCUGUGUGACAUGCGCUCCUCGGCCCUCUGCGACCGCCACUCCAAGUUUUUUGAGGAACCUGAAGAUCCUAGCAGCAGGUCAUUUUUUUCAGAAAUAAUAUCAUCGAUAUCUGAUGUGAAAUUCAGCCACAACGGGCGAUACAUGAUGACAAGGGACUACCUGUCUGUCAAGGUGUGGGACCUCAACAUGGAGAACAGGCCUGUAGAGACCUAUCAGGUGCACGAGUACCUCCGCAGCAAACUGUGCUCCCUGUACGAGAACGACUGCAUCUUCGACAAGUUUGAGUGCUGCUGGAACGGUUUGGACAGUACAAUCAUGACUGGAUCUUACAACAACUUCUUCAGGAUGUUUGACCGGAACACACGCCGGGACACGACUCUCGAGGCCUCCAGGGAGAGCAGCAAAUCCCGUGCCAUCCUAAAGCCACGCAAAGUGUGCACAGGGGGGAAGAGGAAGAAGGACGAAAUAAGCGUUGACAGUCUGGACUUCAACAAGAAGAUUCUCCACACAGCAUGGCACCCCACGGAGAACUUCAUCGCCGUAGCUGCCACCAAUAACUUGUAUUUAUUCCAGGACAAGAUUAACUAGGGAUGACUGCCCGUGGACAGAGUCUCGUCUCGCAUAGUUCAGCUCAGUUGUUUAUCUGUAACAGAAGGCCUUGUUGUCCUACCAGUGAAGAACAUUGAUGCACUUACUUCCCUUGAGCUAACGGAGAGGAUCUGGCCUGGCUUUGAGUCCCUGGAGUGGUUCUGCCUUCGGUGGGGGGGGAGCGCCCGGCGGCUUUCGGGGAGGAGCCUCCCCAGGCAGAAUUGAUGGACAGUGCUCAGUGAGGCCAACACAAAACAAAUGUAUUUAUUGACGUCUGAGCCUUCUUUCCAGUUUAUAGACCAAAAAAUUUAACACCCGAGAAGAAAAGGUUGUCAUAAAAGUGUAAUUUCUCUCUCUCGCUCUCUCUGCUGUAAUAUUUGGGCCUUUCAGAACAUUUCUUGUGCUUGAUGCCUGUACACAUUCCUCAGGCCUGGAGCCAGCGCAGGGUCUGACCUUGAGCACUUAGGUGGGGCUUGAGUUGGGUUCUAGGCAGGUGUCCAUGACUAUUUACUCACCAACUGUAUCUAUAACCACACCUUCUGGUGUAAACCACUUAAUAAAUAACAGCCUAUCAAACGUGUUUUUAAAGCUGAAGGGAUGUAUUCAGUCUUCUUUUUGUAUUGCAUGUCCUGAGCUGGUGCAGAACAGUCCUGGUGGCACCUCUGACAGGGUUUGCCCCAAAACACCGAGUUUUUGGCAGACUAAUACGAACUUUUUUGUGUAGUAUUUCAGAUUCUAAAUUUAGAGUUUCCAUGGCAUUGUCAUAGAGUUGGAGUUGCACUGGAUUUGUUGUCCAAGGCUCUGUGUGUGCCGAGUAGGAGAUGGAAAGGGUCCUAGAAACAUCCACAGCCUUAACCAAGUGUCGGCCUUGCACGGAGGGAACCGAAACAUCGACACUUCUCUGCCCUGAGGAUAAAAAUGCAGCUUCUGUGGCGCAUCCCCCCCUCAGCCAGAGGCAGAACUGAUGUGCAUUAUGGUUUUUAACCUUUUUAGUUCUUGUCACGAAGGGAACAGUUUGUUUUAAGUGUUUGGCACAGUACCUCGUGUGUCCCCUGCAGUUCCAGACCGGGCCCAGGUUGUGCCCAGGGCAGAUGUUGGACACCCCGAGCACAGCUGGUGUGACAGCAGCUGCUGGGACUCUCCUGCCCAACUUGUUUUAAGCCUUAGGUACUUUUUCUUUUUUUUUGUUUUCUUUCUUCCAAAGAGGCCUAAAUCACAUCCCCCUCCCCCGGACGAGCCGCAGGCACGUCCAGCAGCCCCGAACGGCCAGAGCCUGCCCUCUGCCAUGUGCCUGCAGCCUGGGAAUGUUUUCCCAGAGCCCCCAGCUUCCCCCAGGCAGCCGCAAGUGUGGUUUACACUCCGUUUUCCCUGGAAGGAAGGUGUGUUAAGCUCUCAAGAGCAAACCGUGGCCAUCCCACCCCUCCCGGUACCACCCCCAAGCCAGAGGGUCCCGGGAAGGUGGGAAGGACAAACCGUGAGGUUCUACAGAGAAAGGUUCAAUUCACUCAGUCCUAUACUGUACUUGGUUGUGACACUUUGGAACUCCUGAGAUGUGGAACGGGGGGGUCCGAGCCGUUAAUCCGACCGCGUUCCCAAUGCCUGCUCGAGCCGAUCCGUGGGGUUGUACAUAAUUGUUCAGUUCUUUUGACCAAAAAGUUUAAUAAAUUUUAAAUGUUUACCUG